Sphaerulina musiva SO2202 is the source of this 2243-nucleotide messenger RNA. RefSeq names its product DASH_Duo1-domain-containing protein. Bases 1 to 738 code for a protein of 245 amino acids. The transcript has a single exon. Gene Ontology annotation, biological process: mitotic cell cycle. The record is from RefSeq and is a predicted model, not a curated record. Gene Ontology annotation, cellular component: DASH complex; mitotic spindle. NCBI's taxonomy places the organism in Eukaryota, Fungi, Ascomycota, Dothideomycetes, Mycosphaerellales, Mycosphaerellaceae.
AUGUCGAAGCGUCCUGGCGCAGUGGACACGCCCAAUCUCGCGAAACUUUCCCUCGACGACGACGAUGAGGACCUCUUUGCAAGUCCAGAAAGCAGCGCAACCACACAAAAACACGCUCCAGGGUCGGCGACUACUUCAGCUCAGCGCCCGCAGCCUGUACGGACCCAAACAAAACAGGAAAUCGAAGAUGCCCGCAAUGCUCAUUUGCAGGCCGAACUGGAAAAGGUGCGCGAGGUCAAUCGCGUAAUAGAAGGCGUUACUGCGAGCUUGACCAGAGCGAAAGGAAACAUGGAAAAUGUCCACAAGACUGUCAACAAUGCUUCGACGUUGCUUGCGACGUGGACGAGGAUAUUGAGCCAGACGGAGCACAAUCAGCGAGUAAUCUUGAAUCCCAACUUCCAAGGCGCAUCGCAGGAUCUGGAGGAUAUUGAGAACGAUGUUGUGCGCCGGCAGCAGGAGGUGGAGAGACGUGCUUAUGAACAGCAGCGGCGGCAAGAAGAGGCACAGCGGAAGGCAGAGGAGGAAGAGAGGAAAAGAGCUGCUGCGGAAGCGACGAGAACGAGAGCAGGUUUGGGCAGGACGAAGAGUACGAGGGGCACUACGAGCUCGUCAAGAGGCUACACCGGUGUUGGAGGGCAAGUUGGGCGCGGUAGGGGGUUGACUGCUGGUACAAGGGGCACCGCUAGCUACGGCAGAGUGUCCAGUGCGACCAGGGGGCGCGGCCGAGGGCUGGGUUGAGCGGUAAUGAUCCAAAACGAUCCGACUUCUCAACAGACAUACACUCGGCUUGCCUUGACGCACCAUUCAGUAUGCUAGUCCUCGUACAGCUCUGUGGUCGUCUCCCCGCCCAACGCGGCCUCGAGGUGUCGAUCGAGCUACUGGACAUAGUUGCUGCCAGCAUUCAUAAUCAGCUGGUCGAGCACAUGUGAAGUGUCAAAUCGACUUGUGCAGCCUCAUCCGAUGUAGCCGUGGCGGUCAUGCGAGUAGGGAACCGCUGUGUCAGUAAACCGACGCACGACCUCAACAGUCAGUAGCCGACCCGGAGACAGUGUCACUAUCAGAUGAAAUCACCAAGGACUUCAUGCAGGGUCUUCAUUGAUGCUCAUCUACAUGUCGUAGGUACCUCAGCUCUUCAGCCGCAGCCUUGUUGGUCUCUCCAACUCCACUUGCUUUAUGUGGUAUCCAAUCUACUCCUUGCUCGUUUUCUCCUUUGCGGCCUGGUCUAGCACACCACCUGGAUUGCUGCCCAGGUUCUUCAACUGGUCUUUGCUCUGCUCGCCAGCUUGCUGACCUGGCUGAUUCUGACCUUGGUCGUUGACAUUGCCGGCCUGGACGCCCUUUUGGCCCUCGGUUUGCUUCUCUGGCUCUGGGGAUUGACGGCCUUGGUUUGGUGCAGACAUUGUGAUCUGAGGUGAAUUAGAUCUCUGACAACUUCAAGGUGAUGGGCGAACACGAACCGUGCUUGUUGAUGGUGAUCAGAGAACUGGCUUUAUUAGCGGAAGAAAUUGGAAAACGGCAAAAGCUGUAACUUACCGGUUAGAUUGGUUUGUGGGGGAGCUGGUAAGAUCUCAAUGUUGUCGUUGAUGUUAUUGUUGUUGUUGUCGUUGUCGAUGUCUGUUGAAGUUUAAAAAGUGUUGAUGGAGGGGUGAAGGUGGGACAAACAUGGCAAGAGCGAUGACGACAAGCGCGAGGCGUCAGAACAGCGUCACAGCUCAUCUACAGGUACCUAGCCUAGCAGGAGCGUGGGAGCCAAGGCCGACCCGAGCAUCUGCACAACUCCGACAUCAUCUUCACUUCGCUGUUUUGUGUAUACAAGGGACUCUGCUAGCUCCAAGCCACCAGCCAAUCCUACGAAUGGAUACAAACAGAUCACACGUUGACAUGAUACGAAGCGAAGACACGGCGAGGCCUGUGAUCGCGGCCGUCUGGUGCUCUUGAUACCAUCAGCAAGACCAGACCUAUGCAAUUUUCUCUACAUAGGUACCUACGGCGGAGACAUUGUAUGCACGCUUGAAGUGCAGUUUGUCCUCUUGAGACGCCGAGGAGAGCCAGGGGAUUAUGCUCUGAUACACAGAAAACGGACUCCAAUGCACCAUGUCGAAAUUGCAUCUCGCGCUGUAGACCCAUUGGCUACCUUGGCAGCAUCUCACAAAGCCUCGCACGCUGGUGAAUGCUCCAGCCCCUUACGCCUCAGCAUCGGUAUUGCGAUGAGCUCGACGGCCUGGAGAUUCAUGGAAUGACCC